AUAACCAAUUGCUAGCAUUCGCCUUAGCCAAUUCCUUCACCACUACUGUAACAGAGCUAGCUGCCAUAGCUGGAAAAUCAAACUGUUCCCGAACCCCGUGGGGAGGAGGGCCACAACAUCAUGGCCACCAACAAAACUCAGCAAAACUUGUUCUUGCUCCGGCUUUAGCUGUUGGAUAUUCGGCAGCGUUGCCACAACAGACCGAAUGGCUUUGCUCGCAUUUUUCUCCGCCGCCAUUACGGAACUACAACACAAACUAGCGCACAACAUCAAGGUCAUCGUUCCCAGCCACUCCCUCUGUUCGCUGAUUCGCCGGUAGAAAAUCAACCUGAAAAAUCUGACUUACGUACCUCAUGGCCAGACCUAUGUACAGAAGCAAAAAUAAAAUUGAGCGGAAGUACUUAGGAGGGCAGAGCCAGGCUAAGCUUUAAGUGCAUUGUUACAAAGAUUAUUUUUAGCAUGCAUUUUAAAAUAUACAAAUAAUAUGUUUAAAAACAAAGUUCCAGUUGUACACUUUAGAAAUUACAUAUACAUUUUACUUAAAGUAUAUUUUUUAUAAUAUAUUUACUAAAAGUGUACUGUAGUACAAUUUUUUUAAAGUGUGUUCAAAGUAUUAACGUUAAAAUUGGUAAAAACAUGAUGGUAGUAUACGUUUUAUAUAUUCACAGAUAGUACACUUUUUCUUAGUAUAUUUGAAAUGUACUAUUGAAAAUGUGAAUAUGCUUGAAAUACUCUAAAGUAUACUUUUUCACCUGGGCAGUGUGUUACAAAUUCAUUUGGCACAAUGUUUUAAUUAUAUGAGUGAUAUUCCACAACACAGAAAAAACUGUGCUAAAAGUGUACAGGUUUACCAUCUGUCCCCUUGGCCUUGUUUUUAUUGGCAUGUUUAAGUACACAAUGGAGCCAUAUCUCUCUAUCUCUCUUGCGUAUACCAACAUGCUUAAUAUGGAACUAUCAAACAACAGAACAAUGAGUCAAUAUUGUGUUAUUCCAAAAUAAUAAAAAACAAUGGAAACCAAGUAUUUUUCCUUAAUGUUGUUCAGACAUCUAAAAUGGACAAAAUUAUAUUACAACCGGCAAGAAUAAUAUGGAAUAAUCAAACAAAUGAUUAAUGGCUUGUAUAAUUUGUGUUGUAUGGUUAUUUCGUUAUUAAAAUAAUGAAACAACCAAAAACAAGCCGUUGACACUUAAAUGUGGGUUUGAUUUCCAAAAUGGAUGAAACUAUAUUACAGCACUAUUUUAUGUUUUCCAGUAUUGAUUGAAAAAAAACAAAUGGCCACUGGGUCAAAGUCAAAGUGAACUUUAUUGUCAAUCAGACCAUGCAACAAGUAAUUACACAGAUGUGUAAGGUACACGGACCAUCAAAGGUCUUAGAGUUUACAAUAGAUAGAUAAUUUUUAUAGUUCUUCCACCAUAAAACUUAAAAACUACAAACUAUCUAAAAAGUAUUAUAAUAUAUGAGAGAGUUUUUAGGAAGUUUGGAAUGUCUAUAGCUUUAUGGUCACAGGACUUAGACAUGUAAAAUCCCUUUCAGUGUCCACUGACUUGGCAUACAUGCUACACAUCCUUUAAUCGUCCAGACUCUGAGCUCUCUUCUUGCGCUAUUGUCAGCCAUCAUCUUUAAAACUCAAUUUAGUAUAUAAAAUAUAUGAAUGGCAGCUUAACAUUCCCUUUAGUCUAGUUUACUGUAAAGCUAAGUACAUAAAGUAUUUGUUGUAUAAUGCCAACAGAAUAUAAAUAUUUCACAUUUAUAAUUUACUAUGAAUUACAUUUAAUGGUAUGGAGUCAGAUGGUUGAGUGGUUAGGGAAUCGGGCUAGUAAUCAGAAGGUUGCUAGUUCAAUUCCCGGCUAUGCCAACCAAAUGACGUUGUGUCCUUGGGCAAGGCACUUCACCCUACUUGCCUCAGGGGAAUGACCCUGUACUUACUGUAAGUCGCUCUGGAUAAGAGCGUCUGCUAAAUGCCUAAAUGUCAUUUUCAUUUUCUUUAGACUCGACAAAUCCAAGGAAGUCUGACGUCAUCAAUGUAGACUAAACAAUUAUUUAUAGCUCGAAACAUAUCCAUCUCAUUGCAGAAUUAAAAGCACAAUUAUUAACUCAUGCAGGUCCAACAGUGCAGAUCCAUAUAUUAGAUUCAGGGUGAGCUUGGAAAUGGCAUCUCAAGAGAUACUAUGGGAUCUCUUAGUAGCAUGCAAUUUAGAAGUUGUGUGUACAGUGUGCUCUGUCAAAGUGAAUGAAAUCACUUAUACUCUUCAACCUUCAACCAAUCACAACUGCAGUAGAGAUCUACUUUUAGCUCAAGGCAAAGAUACUGACAAGUGGAGACCAAUUUCUCGUCGCCCUUCAUAUCCGAAUCCUGGACAUUACCAAGUAUGCUGGUUCUUUUUGGAGGGGUCUGGUUGUACAAGACACAAGAAUCGAUGCACGUUUCCAAGAAGCCUGGAGGAGGCAGCUGUGUGGAACUUUGAAAAACACAAUAGAGUAGACCACAGCACUUUGAUCAGACUUUUAACUGACUAUGAAAGUGAUGCAAAAUGUGAAAAGGAAGAUAUUGCAGGGUCAAGACCGACUAAUCACUCAUCGACAUACAAUUUAAAAGUAGUAUGUUCCAUUUGCUCUGUUAAAGAGGACGAAAUCACUUACAGGUGUGAAGGAGUGAUACACCAAUGCAGUAGAGAUAUUCUACUUGCUCAAGUCAAAGGUACCAGCAAAUGGAGACACAUUUCUCAACGUCCCCCACGAAACGUAAGCCAGUAUCAGUUAUGCUGGUACUUUGUGGAGGGCUCCGGUUGUACAAAACAUCAUGAAAAAUGCACAUUUGCCAGGAGCCAUGAGGAGGCUGCAGUUUGGAACUUUGAAAAACGUGAGGGUAUAGACCACAAAACGUUAAUUAAACUUGUGUCAGAGUCUGAGAGUGAUGGUGUCAACCAAGAGCAAGUGGCUAAAAACUUGUUCACUGAAUUUUUUGGGGACUUCCAAGAGCUCUGUAAAGACUGCUUCUACGGAUGUCCACCCAAAAUAACAGGAAAAAGAUGGAAUAAUACGUGUACUGAAGAUGCAGCUCAUACCUGGAACCCAGUGCUGGUCCAUCACGUAUCAGACAGUCAGGGCAAGAAUAUCUACAAUGAAAUACGUUUCCUUCCGAUAAACACUCAAUUACAAUAUUGCAACCAUGUCUUGCAAGGCAUGCCCUGUUGGCACGAGCCAACCCAGUGCCAGUCAGCCCACAGUGAAGUGGAGAUGGCUGUGUGGAGGGCAGAAUCUACUGGGAUGUUUGUUCGCCCUGAGCUUCUUCUACUGAGCAAAAACAAACAAGCCAACCCUAGACUGCAGGUGGAGAUAUACUGCAAGGCCUGCUUUUUGGUUCUGUCAUCUCAGGAGAGCUUCUACAGGCACUGUGCCUCCCUGGAGCAUGCUCGGAUGAUCUCAGACGAUACAACCACAGAAUGGAAGCAUCGCCCCCCUCCUCAUGGCCACAGGGCUCAGUUUUGGCUGUGUGACAGGUCGGACACUUGUGAAUAUGGUGGCAACUGUGUGAAAGCUCAUUCUGUGGAAGAAUUGGCGGAGUGGCUGAUGCAAACAAAAGAAGAAAGGGAGAUAAGACAAAAUAUUGAGGCUCAAGGCCUUAUGUCUUACACAGACAGUCUUCUGGAGGAAUACAGACACAGUGGAAACGAAGUGCACAUUAUUUCUGAGCAUGUUGAUGAUGUGAGCAUCACCUGUGAUGAGGAUUUGAAUGUGACUUUUGUUCAAAUUGAAGAAAAAUUCAAGUGGGAGUUCCAGAUCAAAACUGAGAGACUUCUUGCCCAUGUCGCACUAUUGAAACAAGAACCUGGAGCUUCCUUCUCCAUAGGUGAAGAUAGUUCUGAGGCCUGCACCUACUCCAGAGGGGAACAGUUCCAUAACAAAGACACAAUGGCAUAUGACAUCGCUGUGGUCUUCAAGUCUAACCACCCAGGCCUUUAUGAACAGUGGUUGGUCUUUGACUUUAACAUGAGACCUGUGCUUGUGCAGAAACUUAAAGUUAGAAUUGGAAAGCAGACUUUGACUAACUUUGAGGUAGAGAAAGGUCAGACCUCUUCUCAAAGUCUGGAACGCUGGCAUCGGGGGAGCAGGGUGAUAAUUCCAUGUUUAGAAAAAAAAGAGGCACAAGAAGAGCUUCUAAAAGAGUACAAGCCUCCUCAAAUGAGUUUGCUGUAUAAAGCCCUGGAUGUCGUCAACACACUCAAGACUCGCGAGAACUAUAAGGAUACAAUGCACAAUUUCCUGUACAAUGAGGAGAAGGCCCAAGAUCAAAUUGUUUCAAGGCUACAUUUUUGUGGGAAUUUAACUUUAUCAGCAACCCUGGAUGAUCCUCUUUUUGGGAUGAAAAUUGCCCCACAGGGUGAACUAUUUGGUGCCAUUGUAGUGCCUUAUACCCUUACCCCUGAUACACCAGAGGGUGCAGUCCUUAAACAUGAUGUACAGUCAGCACUCAUUGCACCAAUACAAUCCAACAAACAAAGUACCAAGGUGUAUGAAGCCAUCAUCCUCAGAGACACCACCAGCAAGAACAAAAUGCAUCUCCAACUCUCCAAGAGAUGCUGCUCUGAGCUAAACCUUCAACGCAAUGAGGCAACUGAAGUAGAAAUUCAGUUCCAAUUCAACCGGUUGAAGUUUUCUGAGAUGCACAAAGCAGUAGACCUCCUUCCAAACAUGAAAAUGGUGUUACCUGAUUUCCAAAACAAUAGUUUCCCUCUGAACAAAGUGCAAUAUCCCAAACUCAAUUCAAAACAACUGGCUGCAAUUGAUUUUAUCAUAGGGGACUGGGAUGGAAAGGAUAUGGCCCCCCUCCUCAUUUAUGGGCCAUUUGGAACAGGGAAAACCUUCACUCUUGCUACAGCAGCCAAGGAGCUGGUUAAGCAACCAAACACCAGGGUACUGAUCUGCACUCAUACAAACAGUUCUGCAGAUUUGUAUGUACGAGACCAUUUUCAUCCAUACAUCAUCUCUGGACAUCACCAGAUGAAACUACUCAGGCUUAAGGCAAAUAAACAAGGAGUGUCUCUUAGUGCAACUGAUGAGAUUACCCAAAAGUACUGCCUUCUGUCUCAAGAUGGAAAGUUCUUCUUACCACCAUCAAUAGAUGUCUUGCAUUGUCAUCAUGUAGUCAUCACAACAACUGCAAUGGCAAGACACCUCCAUGAUCUGAAGCUCCCGAUUGGCUACUUCACUCACAUCCUUAUUGACGAAGCUUCCCAGAUGUUGGAAUGCGAGGCCCUGAUGCCCCUUGGUCUGGCGGGGCCGAACACCCGCGUGGUUUUAGCUGGAGAUCACAUGCAAAUGGGACCAAAACUGUUCUCGGUAGAUGUUCAGCAACGCUCCAAUCACACUUUACUGAACCGACUGUUCCACUACUAUCAAGGUCAACAUAGUAAAGGCGCCUUAAAAAGCAGAAUCAUUUUCAACGAGAACUAUCGCUCAACAAAGGAAAUUGUGGAAUUUGUGUCCACUCACUUCUAUGUUGGCAAGAGUGAUGUCAUCAAAGCUGUCGGAAAUGUUCCAUCGCAUCCAAGUGGCCACUCCCUGAAGUUCCAUCACGUCAGAGGAGAAUGCCGGCUUGACACCACAUCUAUGUCAUGGUUUAAUGUAGAAGAAGUGGCAAAGGUGGUUGAAAUAGUGGAAGAUCUUCUCAGAGACUGGCCAUCCACCUGGGAACCUUCGGAUCCAAGCUCUAUUUGUGUUCUGUCAGAAGGAUGCCAGGUUAUCCAAAUCAGGAAUCAUCUGAGAAAGAAAUGCCUUGGCAGAGUCAAUGUGGAAAAUAUAGCUAAUGUACAAGGCAAACAAUUCAGGGUAAUAGUAAUGACAACUGUUCAAACACGUGAUAGCCUUGAUUCAUCUGACUCAGCUGGUCUGGAGUUCUUCAGUGACGCUCGUGUGUUGAACACAGCCAUGACCAGAGCUCAAUCCCAAGUUGUUGUGGUUGGAGAUGCUGCUGGUCUCUGUUACUUUGGGAACUGCUCAAGAACCUGGAAAUGUUUUUUAGACCAUUGCCUUAGCAAAGAUAGUGUUGAACCAAAACACCUUACCAAGAAGUUCAUUGAGGAUGAUUUGAAGGAAAUCUCACACUUUCAGAGGUCUGAAUAUCAGGGCAAGAGUUCUCAGUCUGAAACUUCAAGCACAGAGGACAACAUGGAUUUAAUUCUUCAACAGCUGACAGAGGAAUGUGACCAUUUAUCUGAUGUCCAUUCAGAAUGUGAGUUCUUAGUGAAGGAAAAGAGACUUCUCACCAUCACUGAAACUGGAAAAGAUGCGCUGUUGGAAUUGUGUGAGAAGUAUCCAAACUUCUACAAGCAAGGUGAAUUGGUCAUGGAUAAAUUAAACGCAGGCUAUAUCAUGCCAUUUGACAAUCCCAGAGAGCGCAUUGAUAUCAAAGGAAGAGGAAACUUAGGCAAGUCUUUCCCUGGUGAUGAGGUGGUGAUACAAAACAUUUACAGUCAGGAUCAGUCAGAAUGGAUGGUGUUGGGCAUCACAAAGAAAUCAUCACGUCUGUUUGUCUGUACUCUUGGAGAUGAAGAUUACCACAAAAAAAUUGAUCGAUUUUUUUCUAUAAAAAAGAUGAUACCCAUCAAUGAAAAUACCACCCAAAUUUGCAUCCUGAUGAGCAAGAAGAAACGCACUCAGAUUCCAACAUGGAAAUAUACUGAUGGACAGUGGAUGAUAGAAUCCUAUCAAAAUCUUGAUGAAAAUCUCAGGAAAAAUCAUGUUUUCUUGGUGGAGGUGAUUAACUGGAAAGACCACUGCCAUUUUCCGCUAGGCAAUGUAAUAGACAUUCUGCCAAUAGGUACAUCACUAAAGGAAGGACUAAAGAUCUUGGAUGAAGAAUAUGAAGUGCAACCACUGUAUGAAUAUCCAAGAGAUGUUCUACACGAAACUUGUUACAGUAACAAUACUGAACACAGUAACAGAGAGGACUUGCGGCAUUUGAUUACUUUCACUGUUGAUGAUAACAAAUCCAAAGUCUUAGAUGAUGCCAUUAGUGUCGCAGACAUGGGAACUCUUUAUGAAAUAGGAGUUCACAUAGCCGAUGUAGCAAGUUUUGUGAAUCCCGAAGAUCCACUGGAUCAAGCAAGUAAGAAACGUGGAGCUACAUAUUACUGCCCUGGGAAAGAACCAAUUUACAUGUUACCAAAACAACUCAGCAUCAACAACUACAGCCUUCUUCCAUGUCAAGAUCGCAGGGUGAUUUCGUUAAUUGUAACAGUUGAGAAGGAAACAGAUGCUAUUAUUGACACAAAACUUCAGCUUUCCCUAAUAAAGUCUGACAAAAAGUGGUCUUAUGAAGAGGCGGAAGAUAUUAUAAGUGAGCUGUCUGGUCAGGAGCCUAAGUAUGAUGCAGUAGAACACUGUGUGGCGGUAGCUUACCAUUUUGCCAAAGUUCAAAGGAAGACCAGGCUCCCUGACAACUGGAGCUAUGCUCGACCAGAUAAUCAUCGAAUGCCGGGAAAGAGAAGAUCCCAUCAGAUGAUUGAGGAGCUUAACAUAAUGUUUAACAAGGUUGUGUCAGAAUAUUUGGUUAAUAAACAAAAUACCAUGGACUGCACUCCCCUUAGAUGUCAAGAGGGCCCUGAUCCAGUCACAAUUAAAGACUUAAAGGAUGAACAUGCAGACCUCUUACCAUUGUCAUCCUUCUUGAGACAUCAAGUUGAUCACAAUGACAAUGUGUCAGUGAGCAAAAAAUUCCAUGUGCUGACACACAUGUGGAAGGAAAUCCAGUCAGCUGCUGAGAAAGGGGAAGUAGACAUUCUGGUUGAUCUAAUAGCUGCUGACGACAUGUACCCUCAGCUUCUUCCAGUAAUAACACAUUUUAAGAAGUGCCUGAACAAGUCAUUUUUUGUUCGCUCAAAUUCCUGUGCUAAAGCAAGUACUGGGCACUAUUCCAUGAACCUUGACUUUUAUACACAAGCAUCCUCACCUAUCCGCCGCUACCAGGACAUUAUCUUGCAAAGACUUUUACAUUCUGUUUUAAAUGGCACUCCAGUGCAAUAUUCUCCACAAGAGAUCGACAUUUUGUGCCAACAGUCUGACAACAAGUGCAAGAAAGCAGAAGAGUAUGAGAAGAAGGCAGAGAUGAUCUCCUGUGCUGUGGAAAUGAAGAAACAAAAUGCCUCAAAACUAGCAUUUGUCAUUGAUGUUGCACCAGAAAGAACAUUUUUCAAGCUGUCUUUUCCAGUCGAAAAGCAUUUAUUUCCAGACAGUUUGCCUGUUAUGUACAGAGAUUUGCAACUGGAAGAUCAACCCAUGCACAAUCUUGAAGAUAACUCUGUGACUCUGAAAUGGAGAAAACGAGUUUACUCAUUUGAGACUACCAACACUCACUUUGAGCUACAGAGGUUGCAGCAUUGUAGACCACAUAUUGAGCUUCCACAAACAAAAUGGAAAGCUAUUGUUGACUCAAUUGACCAAGACAAAUUUAACACAACCAGGUCCCUCAUAAAGAGUAUUAAUCCCUCACAAAUAGAUGGUAUGAUAAGUCUAUCAAAACAUGCUGAGAAGGAUUUGCCUGAGACUCAAAGAACUGCAGAUGAAACCAUUGAAAUGGAGCAUUAUGUAGACCUUAACAUCAAGUUAAGGCCAAGUGACAGCCUUCGAGUUCAAAUGACAUCGGAGACAAAGAGAGGUUACUGGACACCCACUGUUCAGUUAGUGCAACUCAAACCAAAGUUUGAGGUUUGUGUAGACCAUGCCAAAAACCCUGUUGAAUGCUUUGCUGAAACUCCAGAGCACCAAUCUAAGGAUCAGUAUAGGAACACUAAUGAGUAUGUUAGUAUCUGGAAACCACUGUGUGAGAUGGAGUCUGCUGCUACUGCAGUGGCUGAAGGUGACAACAUAAUCAUUGAGGACUUGAAGCUGAACUUCAGGCGUGGAAAGAAACUGGAAGGGAGUUUUGAACUGCCUUUUAAAUACAUAAAAGAAUGGGCGAUUGAAUGCAACCUUGCCAAGAGCUUACUGUGCAUUCGGAAAAGAUGUUUGGAGAUGAGUGCUAGGGUUAACCCUACAUUCCAUGAAGUAGAUCCUAGUGAUUUCACAUGGGUGGCGCACGGUAUUACAACCAAGGUAGUGGAACCCUCGCAAAAGUCAAAAAAUCCAGCCAAGAAAAUAACAUUCUACAUCAACCACUUGCCAAUGAAAACCAUUCCAGACUGCAUUUUUCAUGAGAACAUGACAUUUACAGUUGAGAUAAUCCCCAAACUAACACCCGAUGUGCGUAAAGAAAGUGCUGUGAACAAUAUUGUGAAAGCAAAUGACCUUGUCCAGAAAAUAGCACUAGGAAGACAUAUUCCUGGAGAAGCCUCACAACAACUUGUGCUUCCUUGGCAAAUCAAGAGGGAAAAGGGCCCUGAUGGACUGCCAGAGCUAAAUGACAGUCAAUGUCAGGCAGUGGAAAAAGCUAUUAAUAAGAACUUCACAAUCAUACAGGGGCCACCAGGAACUGGGAAGACAGUUGUGGGAGUGUAUAUUGUAUACUGGCUCCUUAGGCUGCUCAGCAAUGGAUCCCGGCCUCUUCAUGAUCAAAAGGACAAGAAAGAGGUUAUUCUGUACUGCGGUCCAUCCAACAAGUCUGUUGAUGUUGUCUCCGAGUACUUGCUUACAUUUGGACACAAACUGAAGCCCCUGAGGGUAUACAGCCAACAAAUGGAGAUGCAGGAAUACCCUUACCCUGGGAGCACUCUACAGCUCUCCCGCAGGUCCCUUCGCCAAGAGCAGUCCAAACCAGAACUCAGGAAGAUUACCUUGCAUCAUCGGAUACGUGAAGAUGAAAAUCCUCACGCCAAGGAAAUAAAAGAGUUUGACUGCAGAAUUUGCCUUGCCAAUCGAUCAAAAGAAAACCUCUUGACGGAUCAAGAGAUUGAUGUCUACAAGAAGCUUCUCAGAAAAGCUCGAGAGUAUGAGCUGCAGAGGCAUGAUGUCAUACUUUGCACCUGCACUGCAGCGUCCUCCCCUACACUGAUGAGAACAGUCAGUGCACGUCACAUCCUUAUUGAUGAAUGUGCCAUGGCCACCGAACCCCAGGCUCUCAUCCCUCUGGUCUGCAACCAACCCGAAAAGAUUGUGCUGCUUGGUGACCACAAACAGCUCCGACCCAUUGUCCAUCAUGAACGUGUGAAGAAGAUGGGGAUGUCAAUAUCCCUAUUUGAACGCUACAUUAAGGUCCUUAAGACCCGGACAGUAGUGCUAGAUACCCAGUAUCGGAUGCAUGAGGAUAUCUGCAAGUUUCCAUCAAAGGCAUAUUAUGAUGGACUGUUACAAACAAAAGUGGAUUGCCGAGACAGUGUUCUUUGUGCUAACCUCAAGCACACCCCAAUUGUUUUUGGUGACAUCAGAGGUGAAGAGAUUGGUUUAGUUGUGAGCACGGCAAAGGGAAAUGAAAACUCAAAAGCAAAUAGGGAAGAAAGAGAUCUUGCGGUUAACAUUGCACAACUACUGGUUAAAAAAGGCAAGAUUGAUCAACAAGGUAUAGCGAUUCUAUCUCCCUACAAUGCCCAGGUGUCCGAAAUUAGAAAAGACCUCAGUGAAAAGAAUAUGGGUGAAGUCACUGUCACUACCAUCACAAAAAGCCAAGUGAAUGGCGCUACAUCAUUCUAUCAACUGUGCGCUCACUGCCCAGUGAGGAGAUUGAGAAAGAGCCUGAUAGGGCAUGGCUGUCCAAACAUAUUGGCUUUGUUGGAGAUCCCAACCAAAUCAAUGUAGCCAUCACCAGGGCCAAAGAAGGACUGUGUAUCAUUGGUAACCAAGAGUUGUUAAACUGCAGUGGAGCUUGGAGACAACUCCUCAAUCACUAUAAGGAAAACAACUGUGUCACAAUGGCUAACAAGAUUGAUGUACAUUCAGUGGCUAAGUAGCCAUUGAGUCUUCCGACAUAACCGUUAAAGCAACAGAUUUGUGCAGCAACACCGACCUGGUCUUUCAAAUGUUUCUAGUUUCUACUUUUUAUUAUUAUACUAUAAAUUAUACUUUUUUGUGUGUGCUCUGUAAAAGUGACCUUUAAAUUAAUUAUUAUCGUAUCUAAUUCAAAUCUAAUGUUAUCUUAAAACUACUUUUUUGAAGUGAAGUGUCUGUAAGAAAAGCAUUAGUGGAUGGGUUGAAGCUGUUCUUUCACUAAACCACAACCUGGAAUAAUCUAGGUGACCAUGGUACAUGGUCCUGGACUCAGAUUUGAAUGUCAACUCUCACAUUAAUAAAGUGACCAAAACAGCUUUCUUUCACCUCAGGAAUAUAGCGAAGGUACGACCAUUCAUAAACCAAAAUGAUGCAGAGAAGCUAAUUCAUGCUUUUAUAUCCAGCCGACUGGACUACUGUAACGCACUUUUCGCUGAUCUUUUUAACAAAGCAUUUAAAUAAUCUUAUCUCAGAAGGGUUUUAUUAGUUGUAUUAUUGUUUUAUUGAUUUUUUGGAUUCCCGCAAAGACCGCGGCUUGUGUUUUGUAGAGUAACAUUUUAUUUAUAUUGGGAAACCACCAAGACUGUGGCUUUUUGUUGAAUUGUGUUCAGAAGGGUUUUAUUACUUUUAUUACUUAUAUUAUUGUUUUUAUUUAGUUUAUGUAAAGCACCUUGAGCUGCAAUUCUUGUAUGAAAUGUGCUAUAUAAAUAGACAGUAUUGCUUAAAUUCCACUUGCUGACCAAACGUGGUUGUAUUGCCCACGCUCUAGGGACUACAAGUUCUUCUUUCUUGUCUUAAGCUAUGUUUUUAAUAUUGAACAUCUGUAUUAAGUUCUGCAACCUGUUUCCUUUUUGCAUAUUGUGGAGUUCCCCUUUUGAUAGACAUGAACUAUUGAACUGAUUACAUAGCUGUCUGGAACUACUGUUUAAAAGAGUGCUCAGAUCAUGUCAUUUUUAGAGAGCCCUUCUAUAGACCUAAUUUUGGUACUAUUUUAAAACGGCUCCUCCUUGCUGCAAGAAUAAACAGAUAGGACAAGACAAA
This is a messenger RNA of Osmerus eperlanus (European smelt), 11959 nucleotides long. Its product is annotated as helicase with zinc finger domain 2-like. Gene Ontology annotation, molecular function: 5'-3' DNA helicase activity; metal ion binding; RNA nuclease activity. The transcript has 19 exons. Lineage: Eukaryota; Metazoa; Chordata; Actinopteri; Osmeriformes; Osmeridae. The coding region runs from base 2150 to 10729 and encodes 2859 amino acids. The record is from RefSeq and is a predicted model, not a curated record.